This is a messenger RNA of Xenia sp. Carnegie-2017, 1260 nucleotides long. RefSeq lists its product as uncharacterized. Gene Ontology annotation, molecular function: nucleic acid binding. The record is from RefSeq and is a predicted model, not a curated record. Lineage: Eukaryota; Metazoa; Cnidaria; Anthozoa; Malacalcyonacea; Xeniidae. Gene Ontology annotation, biological process: DNA integration. Bases 1 to 1260 code for a protein of 419 amino acids. The transcript is spliced from 2 exons.
AUGAGAGUGUGUGCUUGGAUAAAGAGGUUUAUCACAAAUGCCAGACGUGUGAGCAGCCGAGUAGUUGGACCAUUAACAACUGAUGAGAUUGAACGACAGUAUAAAUUCUGGGAGAAAAGAGUGCAGCAAAGUUGUGAUUGUUUAGACGACAAAGGUCGACUUAAUCUUCAAGAGGAUCACGAUGGCAUCAUGGAGUGCGGAGGGCGGAUUCAUGGGCAUUAUCCCGUAUACCUAUCAGACAAACACCUAUUCACAACCAAGCUUGUGGAAGACGCCCAUCUUCAAACUCUCCACGGGAAAGUUGGGAUGACCAUGGCUCGAGUUCGGGAGCGGAAUUGUGUACCUCGACUAAGGCAAUUAACACAUAGAAUAAUCAAAGCGUGCUAUGGCUGUCGUCGUUUCCAAGUGAAAGCAGUGCAGCAACCACCGCCUGGAUUGUUACCCAAAGAUCGAACUGAAGGAAGUCGCCCGUUCGAAGCUGUUGGUGUUGAUUUCGCCGGACCACUUAAAUACAAAAGGAAGAAAAAGGAACAGGGAAAAGCUUAUGUCUUACUUUAUGCCUGCAGCCUAACGCGACCUUUGUAUCUCGAGUUGAUGCUGAGUUUGGAUACCCAACGCUUUAUGGAAAGUUUCAAACAGUUAAUAGCUAGGAAGGGAAGACCGAGCAAGGUAUACUCUGAUAAUGCGAAGACUUUUGUUGCAGCAGCAAAGUGGUUAUGUGAGGCUCAGAGGGAUGAACGGUUUAACGAGUUUCUCAGCAAGAAUCAGGUGAAAUGGCAGUUCAAUCUAAGUCGUGCCCCGUGGUGGGGCAGUCAAUUCGAGGGCCUAAUCGGAUUGGUCAAACGGGCUCUUCAUAAGACAAUCGGAAAUGGAUUGCUGAAUUGGGAUGUUCUUUUGGAUGUUGAAGUGGCUUUGAACGAUAGACCAUUAAGUUACAUGGAGGAUGAUAUUCAACUUCCAAUAUUGACCCCUAACUCCAUGCUCUUCGUUGACAAAAGAAGUCGUGGUAAAUGGCCUCUUGGAAUCGUGGAGAAGUUGUAUAAUGGGCGAGAUGGUGUUGUUUGUGCCGUAAAACUUCGUGCGGGGAAAAUGUAUUUGGAGAGAGCAGUGAACCACCUUUACCCCCUAGAGCUAUCAUGCGAUCGUGUUGAACCGACCUCCGUGCCAUUGGAUCCCAGAACACCAGCGUUUAAACCUAAACAAGACACCGCAGUAGCAGCCGAACAAUGUAUCAAGGAAGUAACAGAGUUAGAAGUUUGA